AUCCAUAUGUCAAACGAAACCCCGAAUCUAACAGAAACGUUUUUUGCGCAGCGUAAACCAAAACAAAUCAAAUUGAAAUACACGUUAAAUUAAACAUAACAGUUAAACGACACACUCUAAACUUCAAAAAUGAGCACACAGCGCGGCAAUGCGAGCCGCACACGUGCACAGAAACACAAAAAUCGUCAUGUAUUCAAAAACGAUUUGCACGACAAGACGCCACAGCAAAUACGACUGAACAAUAUGCAUGUGUCCACUGUCUGCCAGCGCUGCAAGGAGGUCAUCGAGUGGAAAAUCAAAUAUAAAAAGUACAAGCCACUGACGCAGGCGAAGACUUGUACGCGCUGUCAGCAGCGCACCGUUCGCAAGGCGUACCAUGUCAUAUGCCGAGAGUGUGCGAUCAAGGAGCACGCAUGCGCCAAGUGCCUGAAGAGCGCCGAUGAGGUGACGAUAGAAGCACCAGAGCCCACGCCACAGGAGGAACAACAGUUGCAGGUGGAAAUGGAUCGUUUGAUCAAGUCAUUCUCGGAGCGCAAGCGACGCGCCUUUCUGCGCUUUAUGGCCAAGGGCCGCAAGAAGCAGUCGGAGGAGGAGCCGCAGAAUGAGCAAGAGCGUGAGGCACAGGAAGCAGAGAAGCGUGUAAGACAUACACGCGAAGAGCUGCUGGAAAAGAUCAAGCAGCUGGAUCUGGCAGGCGAUGAAGAUUAUGAUGAUGAUGAUGAGGAGGACGGCGACUAUAGCGAUGAUGACGAUGAUGUAGAAUAUGAUUCAGAUGCUGAUUCAAAUGCAAGCGGCAGUGAAGAUGAAAAAUUAGUUAAAAAAUAAA
Drosophila busckii is the source of this 826-nucleotide messenger RNA. RefSeq lists its product as uncharacterized. The transcript has 2 exons. The record is from RefSeq and is a predicted model, not a curated record. Lineage: Eukaryota; Metazoa; Arthropoda; Insecta; Diptera; Drosophilidae. The coding region runs from base 130 to 825 and encodes 231 amino acids.